AUGAUUACUGCAGUUUCAUGGAUACCAAAAGGUGCUCUUAAAUCUGUUCCUAAUGUUGCUGAACCACCUUCAAAGGAAGAAAUCAAAGAGCUUAUUGAGAGUGGAGCUUUUGCAAGAAGUGUGGAUGGUAGUCAUGAGGAUGAAGAAGAGGUAGAAGAAGAUGGAAAUCAGAUUAGUGAAGUUGAUCAUGCUAAGGCUGUUGCAGAAGCUUUUGGUAAAUCUUCGAAAAGCAAGACUUCGACUUCGAUGGAGGUCGAUGAGGUAGCUGAAGGCUUGAAAGAACUCGAUAUGGAUAAUUACGAUGAAGAGGAUGAUGGGAUUGAACUAUUUAGCUCUGGCCUUGGGGACCUUUAUUAUCCGAGUAAUGAGAUGGAUCCAUAUCUGAAGGAUGUUGCUCCAACGGAUUCAGUGAUUAUAUGCGCUAGGAAUGAAGAUGAAAUCAGCCAUCUAGAGAUUUAUGUAUACGAGGAAGCGAAUGGAUCUCCAAACAUGUAUGUUCAUCAUCACAUAAUUAUACCGGAAUUUCCAUUGUGUACUGCAUGGAUGGAUUGCCCUCUUAAAGGAGGGGAGAAAGGGAAUUUUGUAGCUAUUGGUUCGAAGGAUACUCCUACAAUAGAGAUUUGGGAUCUUGACGUUAGGGAUGAGGUGCUACCUUGUGUACAACUUGGAGGAAAAGAGGAGACUAAGAUGAGUAAGAAAAAGAUGAGUAAGAAAGAGAAGACUAAGAAACAGAAAUACAAAGAAGGUAGCCACACAGAUUCAGUACUGGGUCUUGCUUGGAACAAGGAGUUUCGGAAUAUACUUGCUAGUGCUAGUGCCGACAAAACAGUUAAGGUUUGGGAUGUGGCUACUGGAACAUGUAAAAUUACUAUGGAGCAUCACACAAAAGAGGUUCAAGCGGUUGCCUGGAACCAUUAUUCACCAGAAGUGAUUCUCAGUGGCUCGUUUGAUCAAACUGUUGUGUUGAAAGACGUAAGAAAGCCUUCGCACUCGGGUUUCAAAUGGUCUGUCAUGUCUGAUGUCGAAAGCUUAGCCUGGGAUCCCCACAGUGAACACUCCUUUGUGGUAAGUCUAGAGGAUGGAACCGUCAAAGGUUUUGAUAUACGCACCGCAGAGUCAGGCUCAGAUGCUGAAUUAAAACCAAGUUUCACUCUCCAAGCACAUGACCAAGACAAAGGAGUCUCCUCCAUCUCAUACAACAUUUCUGCACCCAAUCUUUUGGCUACUGGAUCUAUGGAUAAAACGGUAAAACUUUGGGAUCUUACAAACAACGAGCCUUCGUGUAUUGCUAUACACAAACCAAAAGCUGGAGCUGUAUUCUCCAUAUCCUUCUCAGCAGACAACCCGUUCUUGCUCGCCAUUGGUGGUUCAAAGGGAGAGCUACAUGUUUGGGAUACACUAUUGGAUGCUACCGUCGCUCGCAGAUUCGGGAGCAGUCAAUCGUGA
Molecule: messenger RNA, 1446 nt
Organism: Arabis nemorensis
Lineage: Eukaryota; Viridiplantae; Streptophyta; Magnoliopsida; Brassicales; Brassicaceae
Source: the annotation of a GenBank genome assembly